AUGAUUAAUGCAUAGUGGCUGCUUGUAACAGCAGGAAUAUUAAAGAGAGGACCAAUGGAUGUUGUGGAUUAUACUAUGGAGUUAUGGUUUUAAUAAAUGAAAUAAGAUUUGGAGAAAGCAAACUUAUAAGAGAUGAACGUCACAUCUAGGAUAUAAACUGGAAUUAAAACUAGACUUUCAUAUGUGGUUCCUUAUCUUGAUAAAUGGCCACAAGCCAUGUAUCUAGGCAUUGAUCCAAAGAAUCUUGGGAACACAGUUUAGCAUAUUCACAAAAUUAGUGAUGAGAUAUGGUUUUAGGCUGGAGAUAAAUCUAAGAAUCAAGAGGCUACUUGGGAAUUCCUUGAUAGAAGAUUAUAAGAUGUUGUGACAACAGGCUCAUAGAUUGGUCUAGUAAUCAGCCUUUCUUUUCAUACUUUUUUAAUAGGCAAGAAACUUAUUAAAUGCAAUGACAAUAGGGGUUAAUAGUAUAGGAACGAUAUUUAAGCCGUAUAAAUUUGA
Stylonychia lemnae is the source of this 498-nucleotide messenger RNA. NCBI's taxonomy places the organism in Eukaryota, Ciliophora, Spirotrichea, Sporadotrichida, Oxytrichidae. The record is from the annotation of a GenBank genome assembly.